Molecule: messenger RNA, 627 nt
Organism: Oikopleura dioica
Lineage: Eukaryota; Metazoa; Chordata; Appendicularia; Copelata; Oikopleuridae
Source: the annotation of a GenBank genome assembly
AUGAGAGCUAAACGAAGAAUUGCAACUAUUCUGACAGGGGUUCUAGGAAUAUCUGUUAUUUGUGGACUUGUAGCGGUUGCUAUUUUUGGAAUCGAUAGUGUCUACCAGGAAAAUAGGAAGACGACGUCCAUAUCGAGCUCAACCACAUCAGAUACUGUUUCAAGUACACUGUCAACCGUACUUCAAGCCGAAUCAUCAGUAGCACUGACGAUUUCAAGCUCAACUAGUAGCAACGCGGCAAAAACAGAGACAAAUGAAUUUGAAACCGAAGCAACUACUAAAAUCAAUACAGAAGAACCAAGCACAACAGGCUCCUCAUCUUCAAUUAUUCCUACAACCUUCGAUUUAUCAACAGAACCAAUACCUGAACAAACAACGAAUAACCAAAAAAUAACUUCACUAGAGCCAUUGUUAACAAGUACCGAAGCAAAGCCAAUUUAUACGUCAUCAACUACUACGACGAUCUCUUCUUAUCCAUCUUUACGGGAUUGCCAGAUUUUCUGCGAGCGAGGUGACUGCUCGGAUAUCCUCGGCAGUGGAACGUUAGAAGCCUGCACAAAUGAACAUGAUGAUUGCUUUGAGUGUUCACAACAAACUGAUAGUACAAAACACUGCCACGGGUUUUGA